AUGGAAAAAGUGACAUGGGUUCUACUGCUAGCAGGCCUGCCAGCCUUAGAAGCCAAUGACCUUUUUGAUAAAGACAGUCCCUUCUACUACGACUGGGAAAGCAUCCGGCUGUCUGGGAUGAUCUGUGCAGGGAUCAUAUUCCAUGUUAUGUGGGACAAGGUCACUUUUUAG
Messenger RNA from Elephantulus edwardii (Cape elephant shrew), 171 nucleotides. RefSeq names its product FXYD domain-containing ion transport regulator 4-like. Gene Ontology annotation, biological process: regulation of monoatomic ion transport. Gene Ontology annotation, cellular component: membrane. The transcript is spliced from 2 exons. Gene Ontology annotation, molecular function: ion channel regulator activity. Bases 1 to 171 code for a protein of 56 amino acids. Lineage: Eukaryota; Metazoa; Chordata; Mammalia; Macroscelidea; Macroscelididae. The record is from RefSeq and is a predicted model, not a curated record.